This is a messenger RNA of Prunus armeniaca (apricot), 1107 nucleotides long. Lineage: Eukaryota; Viridiplantae; Streptophyta; Magnoliopsida; Rosales; Rosaceae. The record is from the annotation of a GenBank genome assembly.
AUGGCGACUUUGAUGCAGAAAAUUAAGGACAUCGAAGAUGAGAUGGCUAGGACUCAAAAGAACAAGGCUACUGCCCAUCACUUGGGCUUGCUGAAGGCUAAACUUGCAAAGCUCAGGAGGGACCUACUUGAGCCUCCAUCAAAAGGUGGUGGUGGUGCGGGUGAAGGUUUUGAUGUCACUAAGAGCGGAGAUGCAAGAGUUGGUUUGGUGGGUUUCCCGUCAGUUGGGAAAUCUACACUGCUGAACAAAUUAACAGGGACCUUCUCAGAGGUUGCUUCCUAUGAAUUCACGACCUUGACUUGCAUCCCAGGUGUGAUCGUGUAUCGAGGUGCAAAAAUUCAGUUGUUAGAUCUACCUGGAAUUAUUGAGGGUGCUAAGGAUGGAAAAGGUAGAGGAAGACAGGUUAUCAGCACUGCUAGGACAUGCAAUUGCAUUUUAAUUGUUCUUGAUGCAAUAAAGCCAAUAACUCACAAGCGUCUAAUUGAGAAAGAGCUUGAGGGAUUUGGCAUAAGGUUAAACAAGGAACCACCUAACCUGACCUUCAGGAAGAAAGAUAAGGGUGGGAUUAAUUUCACGUCAACAGUUACCAACACGCAUCUGGAUCUUGAUACUGUGAAGGCAAUAUGUAGCGAAUACAGAAUUCACAAUGCUGAUAUCACUCUUAGGUUUGAUGCAACUGCUGAUGACCUCAUAGAUGUAAUUGAAGGCAGUAGGAUAUAUAUGCCUUGCAUCUAUGUUGUGAACAAGAUUGAUCAGAUUACACUUGAAGAGCUUGAGAUUUUGGAUAAACUUCCUCACUACUGUCCAGUCAGUGCUCACCUGGAAUGGAAUCUCGAUGGUUUGCUGGAAAAAAUAUGGGAGUAUCUUAAUUUAACUCGGAUAUAUACAAAACCUAAAGGGAUGAAUCCAGACUAUGAAGAUCCUGUGAUUCUGUCGUCUAAGACAAGAACGGUUGAGGAUUUCUGUGAACGGAUUCAUAAAGAUUUUAUUAAACAAUUUAAGUAUGCUCUGGUUUGGGGGUCAAGCGCGAAACACAAGCCCCAAAGAGUUGGCAAGGAGCAUCUCCUCGAAGAUGAAGAUGUUGUUCAGAUUAUCAAAAAGGUGUGA